Cucurbitaria berberidis CBS 394.84 is the source of this 1838-nucleotide messenger RNA. Its product is annotated as methyltransferas-like protein. The coding region runs from base 143 to 1444 and encodes 433 amino acids. The record is from RefSeq and is a predicted model, not a curated record. Gene Ontology annotation, molecular function: S-adenosylmethionine-dependent methyltransferase activity. NCBI's taxonomy places the organism in Eukaryota, Fungi, Ascomycota, Dothideomycetes, Pleosporales, Cucurbitariaceae. The transcript is spliced from 2 exons.
CUUCUCCAUAACAAUUUGGAGAUUUAUAGCAGCCAAGAAAAACACCGAAUCUCGGGUUACAUCUCGACGUCUGGCUUUCCUGGCUGUAGACCAUCACAGUGAAAGAGCAAGGGAGACUCAGCCAGACGACUACGACGUUCAUAUGGACGAAACCGCGAAAGAGUGGGAAGGUGAUUUUGAUCCAAUGGCGGAUCCCGAGGAGCAGAAACACCUUCUGUCGGUCUUAGACUCCUUCCGUUCAUAUCGCCGCCUAGCGCACUUCAAUGGGACCCAUGUUCGUCGACAGGCGUUCUAUUCACUACCCCAAGAGCACUGGAUGCUUCUCUCGAAGCCGCCGUUCUCCAUACUUGACACAUUUUCCAACCUCGACGACCUCAUCGAUAGCAAUGCUGAGUUGGCUGAAGCUAUUUUCAUAGCCGGCUUCAAGGCUUUCCUGGCGCCUACGGUCGAUAGCGAAUGGGUAGCUUCUAUUGUCCCCGAGAAGUAUACCCAUAACGAGUAUCAUAUCUACUCGACUGUGAUGGACCACUUGAAAGUUCAAACCUCACAGACCGACAUGGAGAAAGCGCGGAGUUGUGUGAAUCAAUUUUACCGUGAGUGGAGUGCCGAGGGGGUUGUCGAGCGAUCGAAGUGCUUUGAUCCUGUUGUAGCAGCUUUAGAGGACGAGUACCGUUCGCGGACAAAACUAGCCCCUAAUCUGGACAGAUCUGAACUCAAGGUCUUGGUCCCAGGGGCAGGCCUCGGGCGUCUGGUCUAUGACGUUUGUCGUGCCGGAUUCAGUGUUGAAGGGAACGAAAUCUCAUACCAUCAGCUCAUGGCCAGCGCACUUAUACUAAAUCACACACAAAAUGUCGGGCAGUUCAAGAUUGCACCCUUUGCUCUCAGCUGUUCAAAUCACAUCAGCCGCUCCGACCAGUUUCAGACAUUCCAAGUCCCAGAUGUUCACCCCGGCUCUGCGCUCUCCAGUGUAGGGAAGUCGAAAAUACCGGGUCACGAACGUAUGAGCAUGUCAACCGGCGAUUUCUGCGUUCUUUACAGUCAAGCUGAGUACAGCGAAGUGUUUGACGCCGUAGCAACAGUCUUCUUUGUUGAUACAGCGCCAAACAUCAUUCGAUACAUCGAAUCCGUACGCAAUUGUCUCAAGCCGGGCGGGAUAUGGAUCAACCUUGGACCCCUACUCUGGCAUCAUACAUCACGCAAAGAAAGUGAAAGUGACGAUAGUGAGGAAAAGGACCUGAAAAGAGCCAAGGUAGCUGAUGCAGGGAUUGGUGACCCAGGCUCAGUCGAGCUGACGAAUGAAGAGGUACUGGCGCUUGUGCAACACUUCGGUUUCACGAUGGAGGAGCAGGAGUGUAAGACCUACGAGACAGGUUAUAUCUCUAACCCACGCAGCAUGCUUCAGAAUACUUACCGACCGUCGUUCUGGAUAGCGAGAAAGAAGUGACAACAGAGCAGCUAUUUCCAGAAAUAUUUCAAUAUUACAAAGCUCUUUGAUCAAUGACCGCUGUUUGCUGCCUCUGAUCAUGCUACCCAAUCAGAUUGGGAUGCAAACAAACCAGGAAACAGAAACGUUUUAAAUUGUUCUGCACGUGUACACAGCGGGAUUCGAUGAAUUCGCUUUUCGACCAGUCGGCUUUCAGAGAGCGAGCACAAUGUGAGAACCACGAGAAGUCAUGUCCAUAUUCAUUGCACGGCGACCAUGCCAUAACUGAGAAACGCCUGCAAGUCUCAUUCUGUAGUUGGAUACUGCAAUGGAUGAUCAAGGCUUUCAUGUCCUUGUUGCCGAGCAGGAUUAUGGUCUACACAACAGAGUCUCAUAUAUCACAAAAUAGUACCUG